Messenger RNA from Oxyura jamaicensis (ruddy duck), 4900 nucleotides. It is a transcript of the gene HMG20A, whose product is annotated as high mobility group 20A. The record is from RefSeq and is a predicted model, not a curated record. The transcript has 11 exons. Bases 264 to 1310 code for a protein of 348 amino acids. Lineage: Eukaryota; Metazoa; Chordata; Aves; Anseriformes; Anatidae. Gene Ontology annotation, cellular component: nucleus. Gene Ontology annotation, biological process: regulation of gene expression.
GCCGCCCGAGCCUUUAAAAUCGCACGGAGAGGCUGCGCGCGCAGAGAAGCGGUGUGCUUCCGCUCGUGUGGGCAAAGUAGUCCCGGAGGGGUGGUCGAAGGUCGGCUCCGAGCUGGCGGCGAGGGGAAAGGCCGCGGCGGGAGGACGAGGACAUCUUCCUUUAGCAAGGCCACCGGUGUCUGAUGGCAAGGGGCUGCUCAGCGAACUGAGAACUUGGAGAACUGAGGAGACGCGUGACUUCUGAAUGAAAGCAGUAACUAGGUAUGGAGAACUUGGUGGCUGGCUCCACCCUUCCUCCACUUUUUGCAGAUGAAGAUGGAUCUAAGGAAGGUAGUGAUAUUACUGUGACUGGAGUAGCUCAUUCUGAGAGUUCAUUCACUGGUGGAGCUUCACAGUCUGUGAAUAACCCAGAUUUGGUGGAGGAUUUGUCACAGGUUCAGCAGCUGCAAAAUGAAUCUUCUAAUACUGCUGAAAACACGGAGCAGAAGCCUGAGGAGGAGCAGCAAAGAACUAAACGAGGAGGCUGGGCCAAAGGGAGAAAGAGGAAGAAACCUCUUAGGGACAGCAAUGCCCCCAAAUCCCCCCUCACAGGGUAUGUGAGAUUCAUGAAUGAGCGUAGGGAGCAGCUUCGAGCGAAGAGGCCUGAAGUCCCUUUCCCAGAGAUCACCAGGAUGCUGGGCAAUGAAUGGAGUAAACUGCCUCCUGAGGAGAAACGGCGAUACCUUGAUGAAGCAGAUAGAGAUAAGGAGCGUUACAUGCGGGAACUGGAGCAGUAUCAGAAGACUGAAGCCUACAAAGUCUUUAGCAGGAAAGCACAGGACAGGCAAAAAGGCAAAUCACACCGACAAGAUGGAGCAAGACAGCCAGUCCAUGAUCAUGAGAAAGAAGCAGACACAAAAGAGAGAUCUGUUUUUGAUAUUCCAAUAUUCACAGAAGAGUUUCUGAAUCAUAGUAAAGCACGUGAAGCUGAGCUGCGACAGCUGCGUAAAUCCAACAUGGAGUUUGAGGAGAGGAAUGCUGCUCUGCAGAAACAUGUUGAGAGUAUGCGUACUGCAGUGGAGAAACUGGAGGUGGAUGUGAUACAAGAGCGUAGCCGCAAUACAGUGCUGCAACAGCAUCUUGAGACCUUGCGGCAGGCACUCACAACCAGCUUUGCUGGAGUCCCACUGCCAGGUAGCGGAGAAACACCUACGAUGGAAACUAUUGAUUCCUACAUGAAUAGGCUGCAUGGUAUUAUUAUGGCUAACCCACAGGAGAAUGAGAACCUCAUAGCCACUGUCCGAGACGUGGUGAACCGACUUGAACGCUAGUGACUUGGUCUCGUGACCCAGGGAUGGUUUACAAAAUUUCUUUGGCCAGUGUGGAAUAAGAAGCCAUGAGAGAAAGACUAGGGGUGGGAGGCAGAACUGCAGGUUUAUGCCGAUUCCUGCCUUUGUGGUUUGUCAGUGGGACAAACAGAUCAGUGUUUAGCCACAGAUACCAGCACUAAACAUUUUGAACUGCCCUCUGUGUAAACCUUUAAGAGCAUGUGACUUCUGUGCAAUGUUCAUUUUCUUAUUUUGCUGGGUGUGUGCGUGGCUACAUUCUAUGGACUUGCUGACUAUGGAGAUGAAAUCUGUGAAAUUAAGUUAGCUUGUGUGUUGUAGUCAUGACAUUGUUACAUUACUUGAUGUCUUCUAGUGUUUUUUAGUUUUUCAUGUUUAUCUUGUAGCUUGACCUUCCUCGAUUUUUAAUUUUUUGAUCGUUUUGUAUGAUGCUUGCAGUACUGGAUAGCAGUGCUUGUGUUCUUUGCUAUAAUAGGCAGUCUUCCUUGGUGCACUGUCUUGUCCCAUCCUGCCUGCCAUUAUGUAAAGUGUUCUUCUGCAGAAUCCUGUUUUUUCUGUUAGCCUGCAGCUUCUACAAUGUGAGAUGGCUCCUUGCUUGUGACUGGCUGUGGUUGGUUCUUUGUGACUCGAUUCCCCUCUGGACUUCUUCCCUCCCCCUCUCUUCAAGCGCCUCUCUUGCACACAGCAACCUGCUCUUCCAUGCAGAUCCGCUGUUAUCUCUUGAAAAUGUUUGGUGGGAUGUUUUACUACCACACAGGUCAUUGAUAAUCAAAGUAGAAAGUGAAGGGUUAGCUCUUCUCAGUUGGAUGGUAAAAGAGCAAUCCUCUGUUUAGGACUAAAAAUUUACCUUUCCUCUGUUAUUUUGCUCACUCUCAUUGUCUGCUUACUUUCUGAGGGAAUGAUCUCACGGUGAGAGCAGUAUUCUAUUAAAAAAGAAUGGGUGGAGAAUUGCAUUUUUUUUUCCGUUCUGAAAUCAGUGCUAGGAAGCAAUGUGCCUGGAAGGGACACACAUAUUUGCAUGAAUUAUUAUAUCAGAAGGUUGUUAGCAGCUAGGCCCGCAUUGCAGCCCAGAGAUUUCUACAUUACAGUGCAUGAUUUUCAACUUUGGUACAGCUGAAGUACAGCCUGUGGAGCCUGUAGCAUUCAGCCUAUUAUGUUCCAGUGUGACCUAAAUGUCCUUUCACUUGCAUCACGUACAGCCUCACAUGCUAGUGACUGUAAUAUUACUGACUUACGGCUGCAGCUCUUGUCAAAGAUGGCACCUACUGUCUGCACUAACUUAUGCAAAUCAUUUGCUGCCCUUUGGUUCCUGUCAAAUUGCUAAUUCAGAAUGUGGUUGAGCACCUGUUGGACAUCUAUGGGCUUUAUGGUAAUGACGGAAACACGCUUUCUUCCACAUGACAAUCUCCUUGUUCCUCCUUCAGUAAUCUUUAAGGACUUCCCUGUUAUGAAUUGGAGAUUGCUUUCAUUACUUGAGUGCAUUGCAGUCAGGAUCACUUUUGUGCAUCUGUAAUGUGAGUAUUUGAAGAUUAAACAGCAGUUUCUUCUUUCCCACACUAUAUACAUGGACUUCGUGCUUGCCUGAAGCCAUCUCUGGUUAUGACCUUGUAUGUCAGGUCUCUGCUUACUUCUGGGCUUAUUGCUGUAGCCAAGCAGCAAGGAUUUCCACGUAUAUUCAAGUCUUCCUUCAGGGAGGAAACUCCUUUCUCUUGUCUUCAGGCUCAUUUUCAAGACUUCACAAAAAGAAACCUCGAUUUGCUGAGUUGGAUCACCAUUAUUUUCUGUAGCAUGGACAACACCAACUGAAGUUGACACGAACUUUUUAGUGGAUUCUGUAACAAACACGGGGGGAACAAUCUUACAGAUCGAUGUCUCCAGAAGAAGCACCCAUACCUUUAAUCUGUGUGUGUUUUGCUUUGCAGCAUUAGUGGCAGCUUAUUUUCAUUUAAAUUAAGCCAAAACGGACUGCAUAGGCAAAAGUUUGGAAAUUAAAUUCUAAAGCCGUCUGUGACAUCUUAUCCAAUACCUAGAGUUUCAUCCCAUAAAGAUUCCAGAAAUUGCUAUGUAGUGCGACAGUAGGACGCAAUUCCAAGCUGUUGCAUAUACAUUCCAUAUAUAAGGUAUGGGUGGCUGCAGGCCGCCUUUCUUAUAUAAAUUCAAUACAACUAUCAGCUUGUGGCAUUCUGCUAAUAUGUCGUUCUGUUAAGUAGCAUGUAAGUGUUCUUGGAUGGGAGAUUGAAGAUUAUAUUCCUAGUUGGGGGCUUUUGCUUUUUCGCCACAAGGAAGGAGGGACGGUGGUAUACCCAUCUGUGGAAAGUGAUUCUUGGUCACCGCUGAUACAACUGAUGUUUUGUCUCAUUAAGAUGCUUCUUAUUUACAUUGUUAAACCUUGUAGAAAUGUUUUUUUGUCUUUCCAGUGUUUUCUGAAUGUCUUUUCAGUUUACAUUUUUCAGUGUUGGAUGAUUUGGAGAAGAAAUAAAAAUGAUAAUAAUGUUGGUGUCAAGGAGAGGAGCAGGAUAUAAUACUUUCAUCACUUAAAGAAAUGUUAAGAGAAAUAUAUGAAAAAAUGAUGCAUUUCUUGGAUAAAUGUCUUUGAAAUUGUUGAGAUGCCAAGUUUUCUGUAAAAUGUUUUUGUAAUUAAACUUUUGGAGUCCUUUUGUUUUUAAGAAGUUGAUGUGCUGGUUGGACACUUGCUUCAUUAAAAUUGUUUAACAUUGAAUCCAUUCUGAUUCAAUUUUAAGUGCAUUUUCAUGAAAACUAUCAAUAGCAUUGCUUUCUUGUCUGAGAGAUUGUCAACUCUGUUAAUCUUUGAAAAGAAGUAUUAGAUAUGCUCCUUCCCCCUCUCCAUCCCAAGUGCAUCUCCCUCUGAAACGGCUAAAGCAGGUAGUUAUUUGUAGUGAUGAAAGCUUUGGAGAUUGUUAUAAACAAUUAUCAGGCUCCUUCCUGUCAUCAUCUGUUCCCAACUUGAGUAAACUUCCUAGAAUGUCAGGAACCUCUCACUCUUCUCUUUGACAUCUGUGUCCUGCUCUGAACUCCCUAAUUUCUCACCACCAUGUUUGUUUUCCCUUAAGGACCUUCUCUGAUUCUGUAUCGUAUGUGCUGCUCACCAAUUCAUUUUGUUUUCCCAAUUGAUUUUUUCCAUGCAUCUUUCUUUCUGCUCACUGUGUAUGGAGCCAAACUGUAAAAUUAUGAAAACUGUACUUUGAGUGUUUGUCCUCUGUGGUGGAGGAGUUUGAAUGAUUUCUGCCUGCACUGAUGCACCUUCUGAGUUUGCAGUGCUGUAAGCCACCGUGUGUUUGUGUUACUCUUCUGGUCACAUCUCACUUUGAUUGUCUGGUAUUUCUGUAUACUAAGAUGAUUCAGUUGCAUCUUCUGCAGCCUGGGACGAACUGCUUAUUUAGGUUAUGUUUAGGUUUAUUAUGCUUUGUUUUGGACAUGUUGCAGAACACUAAUUAUGAAAUGAUAAACAUAUCAAAAAUAGGAAUAUAACGAAGUCCCCAGUAUGAGUAUGGCCACUGUGACACUAGCUAUACCAGAGCUGGAGAUGGUGGUAGCAAAACUGGGGCACACUUGUG